This is a messenger RNA of Anastrepha obliqua, 9893 nucleotides long. It is a transcript of the gene osa, whose product is annotated as trithorax group protein osa. The transcript has 16 exons. NCBI's taxonomy places the organism in Eukaryota, Metazoa, Arthropoda, Insecta, Diptera, Tephritidae. The coding region runs from base 1716 to 9893 and encodes 2725 amino acids. Gene Ontology annotation, cellular component: SWI/SNF complex; brahma complex; nBAF complex. The record is from RefSeq and is a predicted model, not a curated record. Gene Ontology annotation, molecular function: nucleosome binding; DNA binding. Gene Ontology annotation, biological process: chromatin remodeling; regulation of transcription by RNA polymerase II; positive regulation of DNA-templated transcription.
AUUCGUUUGGUGGUAUUCUUUGCUGGCAAUACUGUACAAACACUUCCAUUCGCGUGCGCCAUUUUGAUAUAUCCGUGUAUUUCGGCGUAAUGCAUUUGACUGAAAAUUUAAAUAAAAUACACUAAUUUAAAGCAAAAGAAGGUGUUAAAAACGUUAAUUAAAGGUGCAGCAAUAAGAAAAGUGUAUAAAUUUGAAUAAAACGAUGUGAAUUUGAGUGAAAAGUGCGUUUGAAAAAACGGACUAGCAGAAAGUGAAAAAUUUUCAGACGACUACAUAAAAAUUUGUUCGUGCCCCGAAAGCGAAGCGGAGCGUUUCUUCGGUCUCGUGUAUUUAACGCACAUAAAGGAAAAAAGAAAAUCGAAAAUUGCCAACUUUCCCCGUGAAAAACUUUGAAAAUGUAUAAUAAUCGAGUGGCGGUAUAAAUGCAGAUAAUUGAUAAACUUUUAGAAUCGACUGGGAUAGGUGUAAGUUGGCGUAAUAAAGGUGUGUAUAUGAGUUGAUUGAAAAACUGUGAAACUGUUUAUGUGAAAGUGAUAACCACAAAUGGGAAUGAAUUGUUUUGCAAUAGUAUUGAUCAAUUCAUACUUCCAUAGUCUAAAGGUGCAAAUAAAAACAGGUACGGCAAGAAACAAGGUUCGCUUGGCAUAGAAAAUUGCAUACAUUUGCUGGAUGAUCUGAAUGAAUCGUCUGCGCAAACAGAAAUAGCCGAACAGCCUCCGGGUGGAGUCCUCGCCACAAUUUUGAUAUCGCCUGAGGCAUAAAACUGGGAAGCGGGGUCGUCACUACCCUCUUUCCCAAAUUAAUUGCAAAAUUAAGGAGAGAAUAUAAAGAAUUUGGUGUCGACAUUGCACACUAAUAAAAGUCAUCCACGAAUGAAUAGUUAAAGGAAUUGAGAAAAGUGGAAAAGGAGCAGACGUAAAAAUACAACCAAGAAAUAAGAAAUCAAAUGCAAAGAAUAAGCAAAAGCAGAAACUCGUUUUGUUUUCUUUUUUAGUACAACGUUCGUAGUACCAUCGUUCAGCAGAAGUGAAGAUUGUCGUCGGCGGUGGCCAUCGUUGCUGCAUAGUAAUUGUUGUUGCCAUCGUCACUGUGUACAUAUUUAUGUCUCUCUCACACCUAUUGGAGUGUAAUGGUAAAAAAAGCCGCAUGCGAGUGGGAUACAUAGAAAGCGGGUAGGGAACAACGAAAAACAAAACAAAGCACAAUAUAGCAGAACAGUAGCAGCAUAUUAAAGUCAUAAACGACGACAAAUAAUAGGAAAAGGCAGAUCGUGAAAAGUAAUGCAAAGCAAAGCCGUUGUCUUAUUCGAAAUGUUUAUGUAGUGAAUUGGUGAGAAUUGCUGGUGAAAAGUCGUGAGUGUAUCGUGCACACAAACGAGCGGAUAGGUGGCAAAGAAGAAAGGAAAAGCCGUAUACAGAUUGUUGGUGAUUAUUCGGACAGUUUUUGUUACAAGUCUUUUUCAGCACAAACAACGUAGAGCGACAUUGCAUAGCGAACUCUGUACACGUUUGAAUAUUUUACUUGGUUAAAGCAGCUUUGACAGUGCUGUCUACCUCAUUACCUCGGCAUGUGUAUUUGUAUGUGCGCGCCGUUGCAGUGAUGAUUUAAAUGCAUAAUUCUGCAGCGCAGUUGCAGCGGCCGUUGAAGGAAACUACAAGCCUCUUACAACAGCAACUGCAAACAAAAUAUUCCUCUUGGAUUGAGUCAAAGAAGUAAUGAAUGAGAAAAUAAAAUCACCCUCUGGGCAGGGUGGUGCAGCUGGAGGUGGAGGUGCUGGGCCGCCGAGUGGAUCUGGUGGGCCUGUUGGAUCUGGCGGACAAAGCAGCGGCGGUAAUGGUGGUCCUGGUGCCAGUGUUCCGGGUGGUCCAGCCCCGCCCAACUCAGCGAUAGGCGGUGGACCGCCCACUGGUGGUCCCCCCGCACCAAAUAAUGGCAGUGAUCAACAGCAACAAACAGUUCCACAUGCAUAUGGGCCGCCAGGUAGUGAUCCAGCAGCGGCUAUAUCGCACUAUCAUCUACAUCAACAACCGCAUCCACAACAACAUCUGCCGCAUCAGCAGGGUGGCCCUGGUGGCCCAGGCGUCCCCCAAAAUCCCGGUGAACAUUCUCAAAAAGAUGAAUAUGGACAAAGUCCGUUGGGAGGACCUCCACCCCCACCUCCGGGUGGACAUCAUCCCGUUUAUGGACGUUAUCAUCAUCCAGAUCCAAAUAUAGAUCCUUAUCGCUAUGGACAUUCUCCAAUGCAACAACCACCACCUGGUGGUAAACCACAACAGCAGCCAGGUCCGCCGACAGGACCUGGUGGCGGUAUUGCUUCGCCCAGUCGGCCACCGCAACAGCGAUAUAUUCCAGGCCAGCCACCACAAGGUCCUACGCCCACACUGAAUUCAUUGCUACAGUCGUCGCAUCCACCGCCUCCACCACAACAUCGUUACGCGAAUAGUUAUGAUCCGCAACAGCAGCAGCAGCAACAAGUUGCACAACAGCAACAACAGGGCGGACCUCAGGGUCCACACGGACCACCACCGCCUCCACAUCAACCAUAUGGAGCGCAACAGGGAUGGGCACCACCACCACGUCCAUACAGUCCACAAUUGGGACCGUCGCAGGCCUACCGAACGCCACCACCGACAAAUACUUCCAGAGGCCAAUCACCUUAUCCGCCAGCACAUGGUCAAAAUUCAGGUUCCUAUCCAAGUUCACCCCAACAACAGCCGGGCGGUCCACCACCGCCCCCACCGCAAUCAUCAAAUCAGGGUACGGCUGCUGCACAAUACUCACCGUAUCCACAGCGGUAUCCCACACCUCCUGGGCCAGCGACAGGCCCGAAUCAUCGAACUGCCUACUCACAACAUCAGUAUCCUGAACCGAAUCGACCUUGGCCCGGUGGUACAUCGCCGGCACCUAGUCCCGGGCCUGGUGGCCAUCCGCAUCCCCCAGCAUCACCGCAUCAAUCACAGCAUGGCGGUCCACCGCCCAGCAGUAGUCCUGGACAUGCACCGAGUCCUUCGCCACAGCCAUCGCAGGCGUCACCAUCACCACAUCAGGAAUUGAUCGGUCAGAAUAGCAACGAUAGUUCGAGUGGUGGCGCACACAGUGGCAUGGGCUCGGGACCUCCGGGCACGCCCAAUUCUCAGCAGGUAAUGCGUCCCACACCUUCACCUACAGGCUCAUCUGGUUCGCGUUCCAUGUCACCGGCAGUGGCACAAAAUCAUCCCAUUUCACGUCCCUCAAGUAAUCAGUCGAGUAGUGGUGGUCCUAUGCAGCAACCUGGUUCGUCUGGACCACCACCACUGCCCCAUAUGCAAGCGACGCAAGGUGGCGGCGGUCCACAGCAACAGCAACUGCAGCAGCAACAACAAAUGCCGACACAACCGCAAUCUCAACAGCAGUCGAUCGGUGGUCCGGUUGGUGUGCACAGUUCCCCAGCCGGUGUAGGUGGCUCGCAGCAGCAGGUUGGAGGUCUGCCACCUGGUGGGCCAGGUGUACCCACCGGCCCACAACAACAGCAGCAACAACCACCGCCACCGAAUCAAGGCUUGAACAGUAUGCAAACACAACCUCCUCAAGGAUCGGGUGGUGGCACGGGCGGCUAUCCACCUCCGCCUCAUAUGCACGGUGUCUACAAGAUGGGCGGGCCGGGACAAAGUCCUGGUCCAGGACCACAAGGAUUGCCGACCGGCUACCCGCCACCACAGCAGUCGCAGCAAUAUUCCCAAGGAACCUACCCGCCACGUCCGCAGUAUACGCCCAGCGGUUAUGCGCCCACACCGCCUCCUUCGAAUCAACCAACAUCCGCGAACAGUAUGCCACCGGGUGGAGGUCCUCAAUAUCCUGGGAGACCAAUGCCAAAUCACACUGGUGCUGGUGGUCCACACGCACAGUAUCCACCCUAUCAGAACUGGGUGCCACCAUCACCACAAGGCGGGCCGGGUGGAGGUGGGGCACCAGUUGGUGCCGGCGCAGCGGGCAUGGGCAAUCAUGUACAGGGCAAAGGUACACCACCACCGGGUGGGCCACCACAACCACCCGGCGGUGGCUCGCCGCGUCCACUCAACUAUCUGAAGCAGCAUUUACAACAUAAAGGCGGCUAUGGUAGCGGUCCUGCGCCGCAACAGGGCUACGGCAAUGGACCUGGCAUGCAUCCGGGAAUGCCAAUGGGGCCGCCACAUCACAUGGGUCCACCGCACGGGCCCACCAGCAUGGGGCCACCGACCAGCACACCGCCUCAAACAAUGGGCGGUGUUGUGGGACCAGGUGGUGUUGGCCCCGGCGGUAGUAUGGUUGGGGUGAGCGGCAGUGUAGGUAGCGGUGUGAUAUUGUCUGGCGAUGGCGAACACAUCUCACAGGACAAUGGCAUUAGUUCGUCGGGUUCGUCGACAGCAUCGGGACCACAUCCGGUCACUUCGUUGGUGACGACCGGACCAGAUGGCACGCCCAUUGACGAAGUUAGCCAACAAAGUACGCUAUCCAAUGCAUCAGCAGCUUCUGGUGAAGACCCACAAUGCACAACACCAAAAUCACGUAAAAAUGAUCCAUACAGCCAAAGCCAUUUAGCGCCACCCAGCACAUCGCCGGUCGGUCAUCCCGGACAUCCGAGUGGACCUGGUGAGGAGUACGAAAUGAAUUCACCACCAAAUUGGACGCGAACACCAGCUAGUCCGCAAGUUUUCAAUAGCCAUGUGCCGCCACAAGAGACUUUUCGUACAUCGUCUACGAAAAAAUCGGAUAGCCUCUGUAAACUGUACGAAAUGGAUGAUAAUCCGGAAAGACGCAGUUGGCUGGAUAAGCUGCGCGCCUUCAUGGAGGAGCGCCGAACACCGAUAACCGCCUGUCCAACAAUAUCGAAGCAACCGCUCGAUUUGUAUAGGUUAUAUAUUUAUGUAAAAGAACGUGGAGGAUUCGUCGAGGUAUGCAAGGUUACAAAAAGUAAAACCUGGAAGGACAUCGCCGGCUUGUUGGGCAUAGGCGCCAGCAGCAGCGCCGCUUAUACUCUACGCAAACACUACACAAAGAAUUUAUUGACAUUUGAAUGUCAUUUCGACCGCGGUGAUAUCGAUCCCUUGCCCAUCAUUCAACAAGUGGAAGCCGGCACAAAGAAAAAAUCGGCCAAAGCCGCUUCGGUACCAUCGCCAGCAGGUUCCUCGAAUUCUCAAGAUUCAUUCCCCGCUCCGGGAGCAGCCGCGAAUGCAUCGAUUGACGGCUAUCCAGGCUAUCCGGGCGGCUAUCCCGGCACGACUGGCCCACAACCCGACUACGGUGCUGGCGGUGGCCAAAUGCAACGGCCACCCUCACAAACCAACGCACAAACUCCACAUGCAGGCAAUACUCAAACAGCAGCAGCUGGUGAUAAUAUUAGUGUGAGCAAUCCUUUUGACGAUCCGGUUGUGGGUGGCGGUGGUAGUGGCAAUAGUAGCGUCAGCAACGCACCACCGCCACCACGUGCCUCCCCUUAUCAACAGGGCGCUGGCAAUUCAUACACGCCGGUGUCUAGAACGCCAGGUUCUCCAUAUCCAGGACAACCGGGUGCCUACGGUCAAUAUGGUUCAAGCGAUCAAUACAAUGCAACUGGGCCGCCCGGCCAAUUUGGCCAAAGUCAGGGACCUCAAUUUCCGCCACAGAAUCGAAAUAUGUACCCUCCUUAUGGGCCAGAGGGGGAAGCUCCUCCACCUGGUGCAAAUCAAUAUGGCCCUUAUGGUAAUCGUUCGUACAGUCAACCGCCACCAGGUAGCUCUCAAACACCCACACCGCCUGGUUCGGCUGUAGCUGGCACAGCUGGCCCACCUACUGGUGGUCCGGCAGCUCCAGGCGGCGGCUAUCCGCCCGGUGCUCCAACACAACAGGAUUAUUACAGACCGCCUGAUCAGACUCCUCAACCAAGACGGCAUCCAGAUUUUGUGAAAGACUCUCAACCCUAUCCAGCGUAUAAUACUAGGCCACAAAUGUAUGGUGGUUGGAGUAGUUCUAAUCAGUUCCGUGGGCAGUAUCCUUCUGCACCAACCCCACAAGCUUGGGGCAGCGCACCGCCACGAACAGCCGCACCACCAGGCAGUGGUCCACUUGGACCACCCAAUCAGCAAGCAUCGGCCGCCGUGCAAUGGGAACAGCAUCGCUAUGCGCCCCAACAGCCUCCACCGCCACCGCAACAGCAGCCACCAUACCAACAGCAAAGUCAACAACAGCAGCCACCACCGCCGCCACAGUGGGCGCAAAUGGCUGGCGCUGUUCAACCUCCACCACAGCCGGGUACACCUGGCUCAGCGUUACGGCCGACAGGCGGUAGUCAACAGCAAACGCCACAGCAACGCCCCGGUAUGCCUCCGCCACCCGCCCAGCAACAACCCGUUGGCCCGACGUCCAAUCAAACCAUGACAAAACCACCAUUUGUGAUGCCAGCGCCACCACAAGUCAGUAGUGCAGGUACGCCUGCAUGCGGCCCGCCGCCAUCUGUAGCGCCACCUAGCACGGUCAGUGCAUUGCCGCCUGUCAUGGGCGCACCAGUGACCGGUGCACCUAAGCCACCCGUUUCUGUAGUGAGCGCUGUACCACAAUUGGGCUCACCUGGCAUGCCGCAGGUUCCAACGCAACAGCAGCCACCACAACCACAACCGCAACAAUCAUUUCCAACUCCUCCAGGCGCGCAGCUGGUUAAAAAGGAAAUAGUUUUCCCGUCGGACAGCGUUGAAGCCACUACACCAGUGCUGUAUAGGCGCAAGCGACUGACAAAGGCCGACGUUUGCCCUGUGGAUCCAUGGCGCAUAUUUAUGGCAAUGCGCUCGGGGCUAUUGACUGAGUGCACCUGGGCGUUAGACGUGCUAAACGUGUUGCUUUUCGACGACACAACGGUGCAGUACUUUGGACUGGCACAUUUGCCGGGCCUUUUGACGUUACUUUUGGAGCACUUCCAAAAGAAUCUCGCCGAAAUGUUCCACGAUUGUGACAUGGAUGUUGACCAGCGCAGUGGUGGUCGGAGUAUGCGCUCCGUGCAAAACUACAACCGCAAACGACACUAUCUGGGAGUUAGUGACACCGCCGAGUACAACAACGAUUACGACAAAUUCAAGACCUCGAAAAUGCCACUAGCCGAGGAUGAUGACGAAGAUGAAGGAAUCGACUUGGGUCAGAUCCGCGUGCCACCCAACCCUGAGGAGCGGAUCACACUGCUCAGCCACACGCCCAACUAUACGAUGAUGUCACGCAAGGGCUUGCCGGUUCGUUUGCAGUCAGCAGAGGAUGAUAUUUUCAUAACGAACAGACAGAAGGAGUGGGAUUCGGAAGUGGAGCCCAUAUAUGAGCAGGCAACGGGGACUGAAACUACAGCAUGGAGUUGGACGUAUGGUUUUGCGGACCGAAACGCGCAGGACGGCAUAAUCGACGUUUUCAAAUCGGAGAUCAUAAACAUUCCAUUUGCGCGUUACAUACGCGGCAGCAGCGAAAAAAGUCGUAAUAGGGCGGAAGCAACAAAGCCGUCGGCGAAAAGUAGCGCUGUUAGUGCAGAAGAUGGGAAAGGCGUUGUAGACUGCGAAACAAGCAACAAGAUUCUGACAAAUGAGCCGACGGAAGACGGCUGUACUGAGGAUAGUAAACUUCAGCAUACGUUUAACAAAAAGCGGCGAUUAUUUAAUAAUAGUAACAGUAAUAGUUCCAGCAGCAAGCAUAGCGUAGGCGGCUGUGAAGCGAGUGGUGCCAAAAAGUCAAAAUUGCAGGACGACGAGGCAGCAUUUGCGCAACCGGGUCUUAAAAAGGAACUUGCAGACGCUUUGUCUGCAGAGAAUGCUUCAGUCGCCACCGAUAGCGACUGCCGUGAGGUGGAUAUGGAAAUCGAGCUGCUACCCCAACAACGUCUAGCCAAUGGCGGUAGUGGUAGUAUACUGAAAAACUUCGACCCAAUGUCGACGGUGCGCGAUGCAGCUCACGUGUUGCAGCGACGCCGCGGCUCCACCGUCGAGGAAGAGUGUUAUACACGCGACGAAGCCAGUCUGUACCUAGUUAGUGAGUGUCAAGAUGCGCUAGCGCGUCGAUGUAUCUGCCUAUCGAACAUAUUUCGCAACUUGACGUUCGUGCCGGGCAACGAAACGCUGCUAGCCAAGUCGCGCCGGUUUCUCGCCAUACUUGGUCGCCUGCUAUUGCUCAACCACGAACACUUGCAGCGCACACCCAAAACGCGUAAUUACGAUCGCGAGGAGGACACUGAUUUCUCGGACUCAUGCAGCUCACUGCAGGGAGAGCGCGAAUGGUGGUGGGACUACCUGGUUCAUAUACGAGAAAAUAUGCUCGUCGCUUUGGCGAACAUUGCUGGUCAUCUGGAAUUGUCACGCUACGAUGAGCUUAUCGCACGGCCACUCAUCGACGGUCUCCUACAUUGGGCUGUUUGUCCAAGCGCACAUGGCCAAGAUCCCUUUCCGUCUUGUGGUCCCAACUCUUCGCUUUCGCCACAGCGGCUAGCGUUGGAGGCUCUCUGCAAACUGUGCGUGACAGAUGCUAAUGUCGAUCUCGUUAUAGCGACACCACCGCAUUCGCGGCUCGAAAAGCUGUGCGCGGUUUUAACGCGCCAUCUGUGUCGCAACGAAGAUCAGGUGUUACGCGAGUUCUCCGUCAACCUGUUGCAUUACUUAGCCGCAGCGGAUAGUGCCAUGGCACGCACCGUGGCACUCCAAUCGCCCUGCAUCUCCUACUUGGUGGCUUUCAUUGAACAGGCCGAACAAACGGCUUUGGGUGUAGCCAACCAGCACGGAAUCAAUUAUCUGCGCGAAAAUCCGGAUUCAAUGGGCACAAGUUUGGACAUGUUGCGGCGCGCUGCCGGCACGCUAUUACACCUGGCCAAGCAUCCAGACAAUCGCUCGCUUUUCAUGCAUCAAGAGCAACGCCUGCUCGGCUUGGUGAUGUCCAACAUACUCGACCAGCAGGUAGCUUUGAUUAUAUCGCGUGUUUUGUUCCAAGUUUCGCGUGGCACCGGAGUAGGUGGGGCGUCUUCGAUGGCAUCGUUGGAAUAUCGUUUUCAGCAACGACAGGCAGAGGACAAAAACGUUGCUGCCGAGAGGCAUUUUAGUACUGGUGCUAUCAGUGGUGUGGACGUGAAAGCUGAAGUUAAAGUGGAAACUGUGUGUUCAGUAUCAGCAACCGCCGCCACAGCUACGGCCAUACCAUCAAUGGCUACGUCAGUAGCGGCAGGACACAUAACACGCACGCUCGCGAGUGAUAUUAAAAGAGAAGAGCUGCCAGAGCACGCAACCGAUGACACCAGCGGCAUUAACGCGAACUGCAACAGCAGCGCCAACAACCACAACAUCAUUGAAAAUAGUAGCGAUCCUGCGCCAAUACACAAGCUGCCCUUGUCUGCAGCCGCAGCGGCAGUGAUGAACAAAUCCCAAAACGCCUGCGCCACCGUCGAUGACAACAGCAACAGCAGCAAUGCACUGGCGCCUGCCGCUGCUUUACUCAACGACGUCAGCAAUAGCAGCACGAACAGCAACAGUUGCGGCACAGUGAGCAGCAACAGUAAUAGUAAUAGUAUCAGCAGCGGCAACAACAACACCAGCAGCAAUAUGCACAUUAAGAAUGCGAUAGAAAACGCCAAUGUGAAUGCGCUGAACGCGGUGGCACCUACGCUGACCAAUAGCGAGGCAAGUCACAUGCAAGCAACGCUGCUGAGUAGCAACGGCAGUGGUAAAAAUGUGAUAAGCGCAACAAUGCCUACUAUUAACGCUGUGCCACUUACCAAUGCCAGCAACAACAACGGUAAUGGCGCCGACAACAGAAACAGCGCGCCGCCAUCGACAGUGAUGCCAGGCGCGACGACACAAUCGUCGCCACCACCACCACCUACCGCAGCAGUAGCUGCGCAAACCACGGCCGCAGCACCCCCAGCCACCACAACAGCAGCAGUUGCGUAG